AUGGCAGGAAGCAUGGCAGUGUGCCAAGCAUUCUACAACUUGAUCCACAGUGAGAUCCCAUCAAAGCAAAAUGAAAUUUCCUACUCAUGUGGUCUUUGUGAUUUCUACCUUGGUGUAUGUGGCCAGGGCCAAAAGGUACAGAAGGUGGUGAUGCAGCCCAUCGACCUCAUCUUCAGAUACUUGCAAAAUAGAUCUCGAAUUCAGGUAUGGCUGACUGAGCAGGUGAGAAUGAGGAUAGAGGAUUGUAUCGUUAAGUUUGUUGAGCACAGGAAACUCAUAGUAGAUGAUGCAAAAGACAAUCAUUCUCAGACAAAGUCAAGAAAACAACUGGGUUGGACCAUGCUCAAAGGAGAUAGCAUUACUCUAAUCUAG
Rattus rattus (black rat) is the source of this 372-nucleotide messenger RNA. RefSeq names its product small nuclear ribonucleoprotein E-like. Gene Ontology annotation, biological process: mRNA splicing, via spliceosome; spliceosomal snRNP assembly. The transcript has 2 exons. Gene Ontology annotation, cellular component: precatalytic spliceosome; U5 snRNP; U4 snRNP. The record is from RefSeq and is a predicted model, not a curated record. Bases 1 to 372 code for a protein of 123 amino acids. Lineage: Eukaryota; Metazoa; Chordata; Mammalia; Rodentia; Muridae.